Leptosia nina is the source of this 411-nucleotide messenger RNA. The record is from the annotation of a GenBank genome assembly. NCBI's taxonomy places the organism in Eukaryota, Metazoa, Arthropoda, Insecta, Lepidoptera, Pieridae.
AUGAUUCUCUUCGCCCUCUUCGCCAUGGCCGCGGCCAAGCCCACCCCCGGUUUCCUCGGGGGCUUUGGAGGCUAUGGUGGAUACGCCGCACCUGCUCUGAGCAUCGCUCACCAACCGGCCCUCACAAUCGCUCAACCAGCCAUUUCCGUCGCCCACGCUCCAAUCAUCCAGGCCGCGCCCGUUGUACACGCACCAGUUGCUGUUGCCCACGCUCCAGCAGCCACCAGCUACUCCUCCUUCCAGAGGGUGAUCCACCCAGCCACUCAGGUAGUCCACGCCGCGCCAGUGGCCGUCGCCCAGCCCGUGGUCCACGCGGCGCCAGUGGUCCAAGCCGCCCCAGCGGUGAUCUCCCACGCCCCCAUCGCCACGUACGCACAGUCGUUCGGUCAUGGCUGGGGUCAUGGUUGGUGA